UUCAUGCACACCAGACUCGAAAUGUCAAUUACCCAGUUUGCGUUAUUGGUUCUUUGUGCGGGCCAAACUUUGGGGCUACUUGUACCCCAGCACUACUGCGAUAAAAACUUCAGAUAUGCCUACAAAGACGCAAAUUCCUAUAUGGGCAUUUUUACGGCCCCCACCUUUUCUUUAGUAAAUUCGAAUGCAGUGCUAAACUGGAGGGCGACAUUCGAAAUCGAAGGAAGCCGCGACUUGUUUGUGGGCCCAAUGAAAACGUAUCCCAACAAGAAUGAUGCCGCCACGAACAUAGGUAAGGGAAUGCCGGCCGAGAUUUUUGUGGAGUUCGUGAAUAUCACCACCGCGCUGCCCAAGUUGAUCUCCUUUUCUAUCAACGACCAGUUACUGUGCUCCAGUGCAGAAUACGGAUUUCCCAAGACCAGAGCUACUGUAAGGCAUCGAAUGACCCUUACCGUGAAAAAUAAACGCCCAAGCCCAGUGUUUCAAAAUUACGGCGGCUAUUGAAUAUAAAAACAAUUAUUUCAUAGUAAUGACAAAGUGGCGC
This is a messenger RNA of Drosophila teissieri, 544 nucleotides long. RefSeq lists its product as uncharacterized. The record is from RefSeq and is a predicted model, not a curated record. The coding region runs from base 4 to 504 and encodes 166 amino acids. Lineage: Eukaryota; Metazoa; Arthropoda; Insecta; Diptera; Drosophilidae. The transcript is spliced from 3 exons.